Messenger RNA from Oryctolagus cuniculus (rabbit), 7615 nucleotides. NCBI's taxonomy places the organism in Eukaryota, Metazoa, Chordata, Mammalia, Lagomorpha, Leporidae. The record is from RefSeq and is a predicted model, not a curated record.
UUCUUUGGAUUCAAUCCUGUUGAUUUCUUCUCUGAUUUUAAUUAUUUCUCUUCUCCUACUAGAUUUGGGUCUGGUUUGCUGUAGAUUUUCUAGAUCCUUGAGGUGAAUUGAAAGCUCAUCUAUUUGGUGCCUUUCCAAUUUCUUGAUGUAGGCACCUAUUGAUAUAAACUUUCCUCUUAACACUGCUUUUGCUGCGUCCCAUAAGUUUUGGUAUGUUGUGCUGUUAUCCUCAUUUACUUCCAGAAAAUUUUUGAUUUCUCUUUUGAUUUCUUCUAUGACCCAUUGUUCAUUCAGGAGCAUGUUGUUCAAUCUCCAUGUGUUUGCGUAUGCUCUAGGGAUUCCUGAGUUGCUAAUUUCCAACUUCAUUCCGCUGUGGUCUGAGAAGCUGCAUGGUAUGAUUCUAAUUCUUGUGAAUUUGCUGAGACUUGCUUUAUGGCCUUUUUGUCCUAGUCAGUUAUUUUGAGGCAGAAAAAUAAGGAGGGUGGCAAGAUGGCGGAAUAGGAAGGGAGCACACUGAUAGUCCGGGGAGUUACAGUUUAAUAAAAGUGGAGAUACUGCAGGUUCAAGGAAGAGUAGGGGAAGAAACAGCAGAAGAAACUCUUCCGGAACUAGUGAUUCACAGUGGACCUGUGUGGAGAGCGUGGGAUCCCACAGUUCGGGACACCAGCGGCAGACUCAACACACCAGCGCUGGAAUGCGAGGUGAACUGAACCUCAAUAGCCCGAGACACCAGCAGGCAAGCAGAAAGAGGAGGCUAGAGGGAACGACCCCGGGGGGAAAAGUUCACCAGGCUAACUAGAAGAGAGAGAGAGGAAAAAAAAGUGACCAAUACGGACACAGGUUUCUCUCUCUCUGCUCACCUCUCAAAGGCGAGUAAGACAAAGAGCAGGCACCAUCUUGGACAUACGUCAUAAGCAGAGCGACCUCAGGUCUGCACCGGCCCUGAGCCUAGCAGAAAAAGCUGACUCUGGGCAGGGUGAAUUAAUAGGAGAUUAGGACCUAGUGAAUUUGUGGUGCUACUGAACUGAGACUGUGAAAAAAGAGAGGGUGGGGGAAAGAACUCACGGAAUUCACGUGAGCACUCUCCAGAGACACUACAAUUCCGUAACUUUGGCAACCCAGUGGGAGACUGAAGGAGAAUUUGAGCCCACUCUGAGGGCAGAACAGAUUCCCUGUGUGGUCCUUGGGAAAGAGCUUCCGAUCUCUGGCUCCUUUGGGUAUAUCAUUUGCCUGCUAACUACCUCCAACUUCGUUCAGCUGUGCGGAAUUACUUCCCUUUUGAAUCAAAAAAAGAAAGAAAGAAAGAAAGAGAGAUCUACCACGCCUAACCUGGGAGUGUCACCUUUGGCACACCAAACAGAGCUCUCAGGCCACACCCAUCUCAGGCCUCUAAGGCUCCAUCAAAAGCAGACAGUACACUUAAUCUAGAGUCAUAGUAUAACAAGAAUAAGUACCACAGUGAAAAAACCAAGUAUCUCCAAUAUACCAAAAAAACAAAUGCAAAAACCGAGGUAAUAAAAACAAGGAAGUCACUAUGAUGCCCCCAAAUGAAAAAGACACCCCAAUUCAAGAUUAUGAAGAUGAUGAGAUAGAAGAAAUGCAAGAAGCAAAUCUCAAAAAAUUUAUGAUAAGAACAUUUAGAAGUUUUCAAAAACAAAUUCUUGAACUACAGAAAUCCUUAAUGGACAAGAUAGAAAAUCUCUCUCGUGAAAAUGAAAUGUUAAGGAGGAAUCAAAAUGAAACGCAGAAACUAGUAGAACAGGAAACUGAUAGUGACGAGAAAUCAUAAUGAAGUGAAGAAUUCAAUAGAUCAAAUGAAAAACACACUAGAGAUCCUUAAAAACAGAAUGGGUGAAGCAGAAGAGUGAAUAUCGGACUUAGAAGACAGAGCACAGGAAAGGAUACGGUCAAACCAAAGAAAAGAAGAGGAAAUUAGAAACCUAAAACAUAUUGUCGGGAAUCUUCAGGAGACUAUUAAAAAAACCAACAUUCGGGUUCUAGGAGUUCCUGAAGGCAUGGAGAGAGAGAAAGGAUUAGAAGGCCUUUUUAGUGAGAUAUUAGCAGAAAAUUUCCCAGGUUUGGAGAAGGACAGAGAAAUCCUAGUACAGGAAGCUCAUAGAACCCCUAAUAAACACGACCAAAAGAGAUCCUCACCACGACACGUUGUAAUUAAACUCUCCACAGUGAAACAUAAAGAAAAGAUCCUAAAAUGUGCAAGAGAGAAACGUCAGAUUACUCUCAGAGGAUCUCCAGUCAGACUCACAGCUGACUUCUCAUCAGAAAUCCUACAAGCUAGGAGGGAAUGGCGAGAUAUAGCCCAGGUACUAAGAGAGAAAAACUGCCAGCCCAGAAUAUUAUAUCCUGCAAAGCUAUCAUUUGUGAAUGAAGGUGAAAUAAAGACUUUUCAUAGCAAACAGAAAUUGAAAGAAUUUGUCGCCACUCAUCCAGCCCUGCAAAAGAUGCUUAACGAUGUGUUGCACACAGAAACACGGUCAUCAAUAUGAAAUAAGAUAAAGGAAGGAAAGCUCACAGCAAAAGAUCACAGGGAAUUCAAAGCAUAUAUUAGAACUUAUCUUUGGCAAAUGGCAGGGCAAAGUUACCACUUAUCAUUAGUCACAUUGAACAUUAAUGGCCUGAACUGUCCAGUUAAAAGACACCGAUUGGCUGAUUGGGUUAAGGAACAAAACCCAUCUAUUUGCUGCUUACAAGAAACACAUCUUUCCAACAAAGAUGCAUACAGACUGAAAGUGAAAGGCUGGAAAAAGAUAUACCAUGCCAACAGCAAUGAAAAAAGAGCGGGCGUAGCCAUCUUAAUAUCAGACAACAUAAACUUUACCACAAAAACUGUUAAGAGAGACAAAGGGGGCACCAUAUAAUGAUUAAGGGAUCAAUUCAACAGGAAGAUAUAACAAUUAUCAAUGUAUAUGCACGUAAUUACAGGGCACCAGUUUAUUUAAAAGAUUUGUUAAGGGACUUAAAGGGAGACUUAGACCCCAAUACAAUAGUACUGGGGGACUUCAAUAGUCCACUCUCAGAAAUAGACAGAUCAACAGGACAGAAGAUCAACAAGGAUACAGUAGAUUUAAACGACACUAUAGCCCAAAUGGAUCUAACAGAUAUCUACAGAACUUUCAAUCCUACAGCUAAAGAUUUUACAUUCUUCUCAGCAGUACAUGGAACCUUCUCUAGGAUUGACCACAUAUUUAAUAUAUAUAUCCAAAGUACAGCUUAUGGAGUACAAUAGCUUCCCCCUUAUAAUGUCCCUCCCACCUGCAACCCUCCCCUUUCCUGCUCCCUCUCCCCUUGCAUUGACAUCAAGAUUCAUUUUCAAUUCUCUUUAUAUACAGAAGAUCAGUUUAGCAUAUAUGAAGUAAAGAUUUCAACAGUUUGCACCCACAUAGAAACACAAAGUGAAAAAUACUGUUUGAGUACUAGUUAUAACAUUAAAUCACACUGUACAGCACAUUAUGGACAGAGAUCCUGCAUGAGGAGUAAGUACACAGUGACUCCUGUUGCUGACUUAACAAAUUGACACUCUUGUUUAUGACAUCAGUAAUCACCCUAGGCUCUUGUCAUGAGUUGCCAAGGCUAUGGAAUUCUUUUGAGUUCACCGACUCUGAUCAUAUUUAGACAAGGUCGUAGUCAAAGGAAGUUCUCUCCUGCCUUCAGAGAAAGAGAAAAGCAGAAAUCUGAAUAUAAGGAUAGAAAAGUUCUAGAAAUUCUGCAAGUCAAGGAUGCUAAAAUACAAGAAUUGGAACAGAGAGAAUCAGUACUAAAGCAGGAAAUAAAUGACCUUGUAAAGAAGAAGAUUGCAGUAGAUGAAGAAUAUGCUUUCUUAAGGGAAGAAUUCAGCAACUUGCAGAAGAAAUUUAAAGAUAAAAGUCAAGAAGUUAAGGACGCUAAGGAGCGUGUACAGAAUAAAGAAGAACAAAAUAGACUGGUUAUAAAAAAUCUGGAGGAGGAAAAUGAGAAAUUAAAUAUCCGCUGCACUGACCUGCUAAAUGACCUGGAGAAACUGAGGAAGCAGGAAACACAUUGGAGAAAAGAAAAACACAGCACUGAAGCAAAAAUAAAGGCCUUUGAAGACAACUUAAUUGAAGCAAAGAAAGAAAUUGAAGCAUCACAGAGUAAAUAUAAUGCCCUAUCAUUACAGCUGAAUAAUAAACAGACUGAACUCAUCCAAAAGGAUAUGGACAUUACCCUGGUUAGGAAAGAAUUGCAGGAGCUGCAGAAUCUUUACAAACAGAACAGUGCACACACAGCACAGCAAGCAGAGCUGAUCCAGCAGCUUCAGGUUCUCAAUAUGGACACACAGAAAGUACUGAGGAAUCAGGAAGAUGUUCAUACAGCUGAAAGUAUAUCCUAUCAAAAACUUUACAAUGAAUUACAUGUUUGUUUUGAAACUACAAAAUCAAGUGAAGCUAUGCUGCGGCAAAGUGUUGUUAAUCUUCAGGAUCAGCUGUUUCAAAAAGAGCAAGAAAACGCUAAAUUAAAAGAAGAACUUCAGGAAUCACAAAGAGCACACUACACGUUACCUCAAGAAAGUGAUUCAGACCACUCAGCACAGGCAUCUCAGCAGCCAUCUUUAUCAAGUUUAGAAACAUUAAUGGUCUCACAGAAGUCUGAAAUUGAGUAUUUACAGAAGAAACUGGAAGUAGCAAAUGCAAAACUUUCAGAGGACAGAACUGCUAACAAGGGUUUCUCAGAGAAGAGCACCAUGUCAAGUGCUGAAGGAAUGCAUAAGGUAGAGACAUUUUGUGAAUUUGUAAGGAUGAGCCCGGCAAGGCAAGAGGAACCACCUGUGAAACGUUCAAGGUCUUUGUCCCCAAAGAACUCUAUUACAGACUCAGAGGAGCUAAGGAAGCUGAGAAAAGCUGAAAGAAAGAUUGAAAACUUAGAGAAGGCACUGCAACUAAAGAGCCAAGAAAAUGAUGAGCUAAGAGAUGCCCAUGAAAAACGCAAGGAAAGGCUACAGAUGUUACAGACCAACUACAGAGCAGUAAAAGAGCAAUUAAAACAGUGGGAGGAAGGCAGUGGCAUGGAUGAAAUCAGAAAAAUGAAGAGAGCAGAUCCCCAACAACUUCGACAAGAAGAUUCUGAUGCUGUAUGGAAUGAACUGGCAUAUUUCAAAAGGGAGAACCAAGAACUAAUGAUUCAAAAAGUGUCUUGGCUUUCCAUGCCUGAAAUACUCUCAUGGGCUUUUCAGCUGGAUCCGCAUGCCUUAAGGGCUGAUUCUGAGGCCAGAGUGCUGUUUAGGACAUCUGCCAUCCUAUUGAAUCUUCAAGAAGAAUUGGAUCAACUAAAAGUACAUAUAUCUAUUGAUAAGGCAACAAUACAAGAGUUGAACAGAUUUAUAGCAGAGAAAAGAGAAGAACAACUCUUCAGAUAUGGUGAAGAUGAUGGGGUCAAGAAGAGUACUACAGAGAAGAAUGAGAAAGAAAUGUUGGAGCAGACAUUACAGAAGGUCAUUGAGUUGGAAAAUCGGCUAAAAUCUUUUGAGAAAAGAUCGAGGAAAUUAAGAGAGGGAAAUAAAAAAUUAAUACAAGAAAAUGAUUGCCUGAAAUCCCUCUUACAACAGCAGCAAGAAGAUGCAGACACCAGAGAAAAAGAGCUAGAACAGCUCCUAAAGGAGAGUAAAGAUGUAGAAAAAGACAAAACUGAACUUCAAGUAAAAAUCAGUGAGCUGGAGAGAGAAGUCACUUCCCUGAGGAGACAAGUGGCAGAAGCUAAUGCAUUGAGAAAUGAAAAUGAAGAGCUGAUGAAUCCAACAGAGAAACCGCACCAUUCAGCUGACAAAGUUAAACCUGAGAUGGCCAUCAUGGAUGUGAGAUCUGGGCAAUAUGAUUGUAAAACAACUACUACCAAGGUUAAAUUUAAAGCUGCCAAGAAAAAGUGCUCUGUGGGUCGUCACCACACUGUUCUCAAUCACUCCAUCAAGGUUAUGAGCAAUGUGUUUGAGGACCCUAGCAAGGACGGCUGGCAGGAUGUGAGUGAAAGCAGCAGUGAUUCUGAAACACAGACUUCUCAAAGUUUGGGAACAAUUACUGUGGAAACAUCUCAGAAAAUAAGCCCUAUAGAAGAUGGAAGAGACCAGAAGGAAACUGACCAAAUAAAAUAUAGACAAAUACAAGGAAAAGAAAUAGUACAAACACAUUCAAGUAUGGAUUGCAAGACCACAAAGAACACCAAAAAGCCAGCUUCUCAAAAGAAGAGUAGUAAUAUGCAAAAGAACCCAUAUACAACAAUUCCUACUAGAGUCACCAGAGAAAAGUACAGAAGUAUAACUGCCCAGAAAUCAAGUAGCAAUCUUAUUUUAUUACGAGAACGGAUUAUAUCCUUGCAACAGCAAAACACUAUACUUCAGAAUGCAAAAAAAACUGCGGAAUUAUCUGUUAGAGAAUAUAAGGAAGUGAACGACAAACUCCUUCAUCAGCAGCAAGUAUCUGAUCAACGAUUUCAGACGAGCAGACAGACAAUAAAGAAGCUAAACUCAGAUUUGGCUGGGCUUCGAAAAGAAAAAGAAGAUUUACUAAAGAAAUUGGAGUCCUCAUCUGAAAUCACAAGUUUAGCAGAAGAAAUUUCCCGGGUCACAGUUCCACGGGUACAGGUUACAUCACUUGGUCCUUCAAGGAGUGUGGAUAUGGAAAUGAAGCAAUUGCAGUGUAAACUAAAGAAUGCAACUAAUGAACUCACUAAGCAGUCAUCAAAUGUGAAGUCUCUGAAAUUUGAACUCUUAGCGAAAGAAGAACACAUAAAGGAAAUACACGAAAAGAUGUCUCGAAUGGAGAGGGAUAUAACUAUGAAAAGACAUUUGAUAGAAGACUUGAAAUUUCGACAGAAAGUAAAUUCAGAAAGUAAUGAGAGUUUUAAUGAAAUGUUAGAAAAUCUUGAAAAAAAGGUAAAGACAUUAACUGAAGAAUGUUCCAACAAGAAGAUAUCAAUUGAUUCACUAAAGCAAAGACUUAAUGUUGCUGUAAAAGAAAAAUCACAGUAUGAACAGAUGUACCAGAGGACUAAAGAGGAACUAGAAAAAAAGGAACUCAAGCUUACUAUCCUAGCAUCAAAAAUAAAUGAGACUGAAACUGCGAUGGCAGAAAUUGAAACAGCAGCCUCUAAGCAACUUCAAGGAUUAGCACUGCAAAGUGAGCAGGUCCUCGAAGGGGCACAGAAGAAGCUGCUGAUAGCCAAUGAGACAGUGGAAGAGUUCAGGAUAUUUGUAAAGGGUUUGGUCAAAGAGUUACAAAAAGAGGUCCAUGUGAUAAGAAGACAAAUCAGAGAGCUAAAAAAAAUGCAGAAAAACAGGGUUGCUUGUAAAACCUCAACCCAUAAAGCCCAGACCUUGGCAGCUUCUAUCCUGAACAUUUCACGGUCAGAUCUAGAGGACAUAUUGGACACAGAAGAUGAAGAGGAAAUUGAAAAGACAAAAAUGGAUGCUGAAAAUGACAAGGAAUGGCUGUUGUACAUUCAGAAACUUCUUGAAGGACAGCUUCCUUUUGCUUCAUAUUUACUAGAAGCAGUACUGGAGAAGAUAAACGAAAACAAGAAACUAGUUGAAGGAUAUUUCACAAUUAUGAAAGAUAUUAGAUGAUGUUAUAAUAGAACACGUCUUCCCAAA